GCGCUGGUUUAUAGGGGAAAAGGUAGAAGUCCUGCGAAUGCGGAUUUUUACUAACGCUGUGCAAGCCGCGUGCAGGUUAGCGCAUCGAGAGAUCGGCUUUGCACGAAGUGGCGAGUGGUGUUUAAGGAAUUUCUCGGCUAGCGGAAACUUAUUUCGUACCUUUAACUGGGGCUCGGCUAAAAAACAUCGAAAAGUGAAAUUACGGUUCCCGUGCGAUAUGACGAAUCCCAAAAUCGAGGAAGAACUGGCUCCGUUGAGAGCAAGUGUCAAAGAACAAGGAGAUUUGGUUCGGAAACUGAAAGCCGAUGGAGCGCCAGAAUUGGAUGUUAAGAAAGCCGUUGCGGAACUUAAGGUUCGCAAAAAGGUAUUGGAGGAAAAAGAGUUAUCCCUUGUUCCCGACUCUGCCACAUUUGAUAGAUCAAGGAUGGAAGAUCUCUUGAAAAGGAGAUUCUUUUUUGAUCAGUCGUUUGCAAUCUAUGGUGGAAUCACAGGUCAAUAUGACUUUGGACCUAUGGGCUGUGCUUUAAAAGCAAACAUAUUAAGCGUUUGGAGAAACUUCUUUGUACUAGAGGAGCAAAUGCUGGAAGUUGAUUGUUCGAUUCUGACACCUGAGCCAGUACUUAAGGCAUCGGGCCACGUGGAUCGAUUUGCAGAUUUGAUGGUAAAGGAUGUUAAGUCUGGGGAAUGCUUUAGACUCGACCAUUUAAUUAAAGCACAUUUAGAAACGAUCAUAGUUAACAAGAAAACCGAGGAAUCUGUUCGUGAGGAAUGUAGAGAUAUUGUAGUUAAAUUAGAUGGCAUGUCUAAAAAUGAAAUGGCUGCAGUGCUGAAAAAGUAUGACAUGAAAUCACCAAUUUCUGGAAAUGAUCUGACAGAGCCGAUAGAGUUUAAUUUAAUGUUUGGUACUCAAAUAGGACCAUCUGGGUUGAUAAAAGGUUUCUUGAGACCGGAAACUGCUCAGGGUAUUUUUGUGAAUUUUAAGAGAUUAUUAGAAUUCAAUCAAGAGAAACUGCCAUUUGCAGCUGCGCAAAUUGGGAAUGCAUUUAGAAACGAGAUCUCUCCACGAUCUGGUCUUAUUCGAGUAAGAGAAUUCACUAUGGCAGAGAUUGAGCAUUUCUGUGAUCCUACGGAUAAGAGUCAUCCAAAAUUCGAGGAAGUUAAAGAUACAACUUUGCUUCUUUAUUCUGCUUGUAAUCAAAUGGAUGGCAAAAGUGCACAGUACUCUACAAUUGGAGACGCAGUUGCAACAGGGCUCGUGGCAAAUGAGACGUUAGGGUACUUCAUUGCAAGAAUUCAACAAUUUCUGUUGAAAGUAGGUGUCGAUCCUCAGAAACUGCGAUUUCGACAGCACAUGGGGAAUGAGAUGGCUCAUUAUGCUACAGAUUGUUGGGAUGCCGAGUGCCUCACUUCAUAUGGGUGGAUAGAAUGCGUGGGCUGUGCAGAUAGAUCGGCAUAUGAUCUGACGCAACAUACCAAAGCCACAGGUGUAAAACUAGUGGUACUAAAGAAAUUGGCUGAGCCACGUACUAUUGAACUUACAGAAGCUACUCCAUAUAAAAACAUUCUUGGCAAAGCAUUUAAGAAAAAUGCUAAAGUUGUUACGCAUGCAUUGGCUACGUUAGACAAGGACAGCAUCGAAGCAAUGGAAAAGGAUAUUAGUGAAAACGGGAAGUACAACUUAACAUUGUCUGAUGGAACAGUGGUAAAAAUUGCAAAGGACAUGGUUUCUAUUCGACGUUAUCAAAAAACCGAACAUGUAGAAGAGAUAAUACCAUCGGUCAUAGAACCAUCAUUUGGAAUUGGUCGGGUCAUGUAUGCUCUCUUUGAGCAUAACUUUAGGACAAGAGUUGGGGAUGAACAAAGGACAUUUCUGAGCUUACCUCCGACCAUAGCACCCCUGAAGUGUUCCGUCUUACCUCUCAGCACGAAUGCCGAGUUUGUUCCAUUUGUAAAAAAAUUGUCCCAGGAGUUAACAAAAGUGGAUGUCUCCCAUAAAGUUGACACUUCUAGUGGCAGUAUCGGACGCAGGUAUGCUCGAACCGAUGAAAUAGCUAUACCUUUUGGUAUCACCGUGGACUUCGAUUCGUUGAAGACUCCACAUAGUGCUACUCUCCGAGAAAGAGAUAGCAUGCAACAAGUUAGAAUUAAUUUAGAGGAACUCCCAGGAGUAGUUCGAGAUCUGGCUUAUGGCAAAACUAUGUGGGAGGAGGUGGAAGCCAAGUAUCCUAAAUUUGAACAACAAGAGACAACAACAGUUUAGUCGAUUAUUUAACUUAUUUAGUAUCCGCAAGUGUUAAAUUAAUUGGGAAUUGUCAGCAUACUGCGAUGGAUUUAAUAAUGCACCGCCACUAUGCUGUGUUCAUACUUCAGUGGAACUCCAUGCUUAGCUUGACAUCCUAAGCAAACAUUUACAGAGAAAGCGCAUAUUAUACAUAAAUUAUUUUUUGCGAUAAUCAUCGUAAAUAAUUAUUUAAAACCUAGGAGCAUUUUCUUCUUAUCAAAGCUAUUCUAUGUUCUGUAAAGAUAAUAAAUUUUGUUACCAUUUUUUACACAGCUGUGGCAUAGCGAGGGAAUUUAUAUCAUAGUUGAAAAUAAAACUCCACUUCAUGUUUGUUUAACAUGGAUACAAACUAAUUUCGAACGUGACGCCCAUUUCGUCGAAGUCUUGUUUAAAGCAAUACAAUAAGCAUUCUAUACUUUUCGUGCACUUGCUUCGAUCCAUCUCAGCACCGAUAACAUCUUGUAGUUGUAAGUUAACAUGUUUAACAUCUACAAAUGAGAAAAAAGGACCGAUAGGUAAU
Messenger RNA from Orussus abietinus, 2801 nucleotides. RefSeq names its product glycine--tRNA ligase (gene GlyRS). The coding region runs from base 38 to 2260 and encodes 740 amino acids. The transcript is spliced from 4 exons. Lineage: Eukaryota; Metazoa; Arthropoda; Insecta; Hymenoptera; Orussidae. Gene Ontology annotation, biological process: mitochondrial glycyl-tRNA aminoacylation. Gene Ontology annotation, molecular function: glycine-tRNA ligase activity; ATP binding. The record is from RefSeq and is a predicted model, not a curated record. Gene Ontology annotation, cellular component: cytoplasm; mitochondrion.